AUGUACCGAUUAACUAUUGGAUUUGUUUUGUUAUGUGGCGUUUUAGCUACUGUUUUAGCUGGCCGUCAUAUAAGACCAUUAUUAGAUGGUCGUAUUGUGGGUGGUGAAGUAAUUGAUAUUGAAGAAGCACCAUAUCAAAUUUCUUUAAGAACAUCAUGGGGUCAUAAUUGUGGUGGUAUAUUGAUUGCCGAACAUUGGGUUUUAACAGCAGCUCAUUGCGUAUCACCAGGCUCAUCUUAUUCUGUUUAUAUGGGAUCAUCAAAUAAUCUUAAAAAUGGUUUAGAAGUUAAAGUUCUUAAAGUACAUCAACAUCCAAAAUAUGGCAGCUUAGAUUGGGAUUAUGCAUUAUUACAUUUAGAAGAUUAUAAUUCUGAUGGAUUUUCAAUUGGAUAUGCUGAAUUACCAGAACAAAAUGAACCAGUACCAGAUGGUACAUUAUUACGUGUUAGCGGAUGGGGUAAUACACAAAUACCAUCAGAUGAUCGUGCUUUAUUACGUGCUGCUCAUGUUGCAAAAGUUAAUGAAAAUGAAUGUAAUGAUGCAUAUGGUGAUAUUACUGAUCGUAUGAUUUGUGCUGGUUUCAAAGAAGGUGGCAAGGAUUCAUGUCAAGGUGAUUCUGGUGGUCCAUUAGUAUGGGGAAAUAAAGCUGUUGGUGUUGUGUCAUGGGGUUAUGGCUGUGCUGUACCAAAUUAUCCAGGUGUUUACGCUAGAGUUUCAUAUGUUAGAGAUUGGAUUUCUGAAGUUUCUGGAGUAUAAAUAAAAAAAAAAAUGAAAUAAGAAAAAUAAUUUUUAUUGCUUCAACAUUUUUAUUUUGUAAAAAUCCUUGAUGCAUGAGUUAACAUUAAACAGUUUUUUAA
Messenger RNA from Condylostylus longicornis, 857 nucleotides. Its product is annotated as trypsin-1-like. Gene Ontology annotation, molecular function: serine-type endopeptidase activity. Gene Ontology annotation, biological process: proteolysis. Lineage: Eukaryota; Metazoa; Arthropoda; Insecta; Diptera; Dolichopodidae. The record is from RefSeq and is a predicted model, not a curated record. The transcript has a single exon. Bases 1 to 756 code for a protein of 251 amino acids.